Molecule: messenger RNA, 2326 nt
Organism: Arabidopsis lyrata subsp. lyrata
Lineage: Eukaryota; Viridiplantae; Streptophyta; Magnoliopsida; Brassicales; Brassicaceae
Exons: 1
Coding region: 136-2205 (689 amino acids)
Molecular function (GO): nucleic acid binding; zinc ion binding
Source: RefSeq, a predicted model, not a curated record
CCCUCCGUCGCGACAAAACAAACUCCGAUUCAAAAUCUCCGGCGAACCGCAUCCUUUGCGGAAUCGUCGUCGUCGACUCUUCAUUCCAGACAUCGGCGAGUGUUCUAUUGGUCGAUUUAGCACACAAGAAGCUGGAUGAAGUCGGUCUCUGGUUCUCACGGGAAGAAGGAAGCGGGUUCUCCAGGUGACGCGGUCGUCGCCGGCGAUCCAGAUCCGCGGUGGCCUCUCCUCAAUCGUUGGAGCAGGUCCGGUUCUUUGACGAUAACUCCAUCUCAAGCUCUGGUUUGCCCUAUCGCAACUCCAUCUUCACCGGCGGCUGUUCCGCGACUAACAACCCCCUUGGUUGGCUCGGAAGAGAUGAAGAACCCUGAGUUUGUUCCGAAAUCGAAGUCAAUAGCUCCUGUUGCGAAUGUUUCAGGUUCCUCUCACGGCACUCCCGUUGAAGCUGAUGUCGCAGUUGGAGCUCCUGGUCCUCGAUGGGCGAUGCAGAAUCAGUGGACCCAGUCUCCUCCAUCGCUGCAACCUCCUCAGCAGGCCACAGGUAGUCCGCUGGUUGGUGAACCUUCACCGGCGGAGUCAACAAGAACCAAUCCCUCGCCUGUUUUGGUUGGUUCUUCUCCACGGAAGAUUACUGAUUUCUUCUGUUUGAAAUCAAAAUCUCCAGUAACAGCAGAGUCUCCAAUAUCUUCGACAGCUCCGAUAAGUCCAAUCAUAGCCGAGCCACAAACUAGUUUGGUUGUGAAGGCUCCGGAGGAACCCACGUCACAGUUACCUCAUGGCUCUUCUUUCCCAGUUUCUAGUAUGAUUCCCGAAAUACCUUCUGUUUCGGGUCCACAUGUUCAGCCACCUCUUAAAGGAGCUUGGGCAAAGAAGCUGAGAAUCACCAAUUCUUCGGUUUCUCAACAAGAUGGGAGAAGAGCUCCUCUUCCUAAAAACUAUCCUCCUGACUCCUCAGAGGAGGAUAAUUUAAGAUUUCCUUGGGCGGCUAAAAUGGACCCAGCAGCGAGAAAUCUCUACAGAGCUACUUCACCGGAAUACUUGGAAGACGGAACUCCAAAGGUAACGAUCCCAAGUCAUGUCAUGAUGCAAGGUCUAGAGAACCAAAAGGAAUAUGUCAUAGGUCAGUUCUAUAGAUGUAGUCCUCCUCCUGGUGGGUUGGUUCAUGCGGUAGUCAAUAGAAUUUGGGGAAGGAAGUGUAGAAUCUUUUCCCGGAAACUAAGUGAUUCAAGUUUCCUCUUUCACAUCCCGGAUGCUUCGACAAGAGCUUGGGUUCUUCAAAGAGGAUUAUGGCAUGUUGAUGAUUGUCUCAUGUUUGUAGCUCCUUGGUCUACUGCAGAGACUUUUGAUAUUCCUGCGAUAUCGACUAUUCCUGUCUGGGUUACUCUGAAAAAUAUCCCUCACAGGUUGUAUUCCAUUUCUGGAAUUAGCCAUAUUGCGUCGGGUCUGGGGGCUCCUAUGGCUACUUACAAACCAAGACUUGAUCCUUCUCUCAUGGGUGAGGCAAAGAUUCUGGUGGAAGUGGAACUAAGUAAAGCAUUUCCUCCUAGGAUUGCUGCCGCAGAUAAAAAGGGUAACAUUUUUAUGAUUAACGUGGAAUACUCUUGGAUUCCAACGAAAUGUGGAAAUUGUGGACAGUUAGGGCAUAAGGCUUCCCGUUGUAUGAACCCAAUUAUGUCACAGGAAGGUGUUACCAAUUUGUGUACCAUCAUCACUCCGGUAAUUGUGGUUUCAGAAGUCAUUGCUGAUCCAACCAUAGACCCUGAAGUUGCGCCAAUUCAAGAAGUUGAAAUUUGUAACAGCGUGGCAGAGUGCCAUACAAAUGUUGAAGCUGAACUUGUUACUGACACUAUUUCCAUUGCUGAAAUACGUAUGGAUACUGAAGAAGCACAAGAUAAUGUAAGACUAUUUGAACGUGAGGAAUCUAUUAUGCUUCCUGGAAACAGGUUUAGCCGCUUGGGCUCCUCGUUCUCGGAUGGGCAUCGAACUCAUUCUGAUGGAGACUCUAGUGUCUCAGAUGAUUCAGACAACGAGUUUGAUCUGCUGGUUUCUAUGACUCCUUCUGGGCAAAGGAUACUGCGUGAAAGACCGGUUCAACCAUCCAUCAAAGCAAUGGAGGUACAAGCUUCCUCCAUUGCUCGCGGAAGAGGUAACCGCGGACGUGGACAUCGUGGUCGGAGAGGACGCGGGAACGGUGGUUGUGGCUAGUUGUCCACUUAAUAUCUUAAAUUUCAACCGAAGCGGAUGAUUCGGUUUUCAACUUUAUUUACUUUAAAUGAUCUUGUAUCCUUCAAUUUUCUGAUUGCCGUUUCGGUAAUCUUUAAUAAAA